Messenger RNA from Toxoplasma gondii ME49, 2469 nucleotides. RefSeq names its product ran binding protein. The coding region runs from base 591 to 1694 and encodes 367 amino acids. The record is from RefSeq and is a predicted model, not a curated record. Lineage: Eukaryota; Apicomplexa; Conoidasida; Eucoccidiorida; Sarcocystidae. The transcript has a single exon.
GGACAAGCUCCCGCGGCUUUUUCUCCUGGACGAACGGAGUUUCCGAACCGUUGGCGCGCUCCUUUGCUCGCGUCGGGGCCCCGGUUCCUCGUUUUCUCGUUCUCUGCCCUCCGUCUUCGGUGCAUCUUUACGCCUUUCUUCUGUCAAGAGACUAUACUGUGCCGCAGAGGUCUUGUCUUCAACGGUGCAUGUCUUUCCGCUCGGGCGAUGCGCUUCAGCGCGUCACACAAACGAGGACUUUCGUCUCUCGGCGCCUCUCCCAUUCCUCCUCGUGAAUCAAAACAGUCUCGCCCGUCCAUCUGUCUCUCCUCUCUCUGACAGCUGCCGUCCUCUUCACCCUCUCUGCGUCACCUUCUCUCUUUUUCUCUCCGUAGUCUCCUUUGGCUCCUUCGUCUCCUUAGUCUCCUUCGUCUCCUUAGUCUCGUCUCCUUUGUCUCUUUUUGCCUGUCUUCUUCGUCUUCGAUCCCGCUCCUCCGCUCCCCUUCUCUCGUCUCUGUUUCCUCUCUUCUGCUUCCUCGCUUCUUCUUCCUUCCUCGGUGUCUCUCCUCUGCGCGACCUGGCCAUCUCCCAUCCCCCCCCCCCAUCCCCCCAUGUACGGACAGGUGGGCGGCGGGCCUCCCGCAGGGUCUGCGGACUUCUUCCCCGGACUCUUCGGCGAGGCUGUCUCCGAGGCGCCGGGCGCCUUCCGCGGCGGCCCGCCGAGUCUCCGUGGAGCCCGAGGCGGUCGCGGUCGGGGCGCGGGCCCGCCGGCGCUCGCGGGUCGCGUGAGGAAGGAGGGGGACUGGGAGUGUGAAGACCCUGCCUGUCGGAACGUGAACUUUUCCAAGCGCACGCGCUGCAACCGCUGCGGAAGGAGCAGACCGAAGACAGGCGACCCUCUGAAAGACAUUCCGAACCUCGGCGGCCCGCCGGGGCUCUUCAAGCACGGCGACUGGCCUUGCGCCCACUGCGGGAACGUGAACUGGGCGCGGAGGAGCACUUGCAACAUCUGCAACGCCCCGCGAGCCAACAACCAAGACGAGCCGCGAAUGGGGCGCGGCGGCGGUCACUUCGACCUCCAAGACCCUGCAGAUCGAAACAGGCAUGACUCCGACGACGAGGACUUCGACGAAUUCGGGCGCCGAAAGCGAAAACACGUCGCGCACAGUUCCAGUGGCGGCCUGGGCGCAGUCGCCCCGACGGGUCAGGCUCCGAGCGCGGCAGCCGCGGCGGACCCGACGGACGCGGAGACAGUUGGCGCCCAACGAGCCGGUGGUGGAGCCUUCGGCCCGGAGACUCUUGGGGACGCGGCGCCAGAGACGCCGGAGGGCGGCGGAGCCCACGCAGCGGCGGCCGCGGCCCCGGAGAGUCUGGAGACAGGGUCGGGUGCGGGAGGCGCGCGCGGAGCGUUCGGAAGCGGAAAUGGAUUCGAAGGAGACACCGUCGGAGUGAAACUGGUGUUCCCGCCCGCGCCAAAGAUCCGUCUUGUCUCCUCGUCUUCUGAGAGCGAGGCCAGCCGGAGCCCAAGCCGGUCGCGGCGCGGCCACAGGAGCCGAAGCCGCAGCCGAAGCGCAAGCAACGGCCGGAGACGGCGGAGACGCAGCAGCAGCCGCGAAAACAGAAGAGCGAGAAGAGAGAGAGACAGAGAACGAGACAGGCGGUCGCGGUCGCGGAGCCCGCGUGGCCAUGGAGGCUCCAGUAGCUCGAGAAGGUGAAGGCCGUCGAGCAUUUGCAACGGGGGCAACUAGGAAAAGGCAGAGAACGAGAAGAGCGAAACAGGUGGAAGACGUGAGAAAGACAUCGACAGAGUAGAAACGCGAAGGAUUCCGAGUCUGUCGACUGCAACUCCGACACGCAGAGAGGAAUGCCUCCUCCGUCAGUCUGACGCUGUUGUGACAGAUGUUCUUCUGCAGCUACGGAAGAGGAGACAAAAGGUCCUGUUGCCUUCGCUGCAUGCAAAAGCCUCCCCCAGUGUUAAGGCUCUUCUCCGCGCUCGCGCUGCCCGUGGGGGAGGCUCGGGAGUUCAGCUGAAUCCAGGGCUGGAACGGAAGAAGUUGUCGCGAGUCUGCCCUGGCGACGGCGCCUCCACUCCCCUAGAUCUUUUGCAGGUUGUGCGUACACCGUGGAAAGGCCGCAGAAACCGAAGUCCUUUUCGUUCGAAAAACGCGACGGGUCUCGUUUCGGUCCGUUGUCUCCAACUGGAAGCGUACUUGUGGCUUCGGUUGCUUGGUGCAUCUCUUCUUUGGAAAAUCGCUCGUUCCUCUUGAUGCAGACAGCGCGGUCUCUUGUCGCUUUGAUGGCCGGGCCGAAAGCUGAGUCCGGAGACCGCAUGCAAACUUUUGGGAAACACAUUGAGAUCUCCCCUUGGCUUUCUUCACCCUUUUCACAAACUUCCUCUCGCGUCCGCCGGGGAACGAACUGUAGAGAGACGCCACAGUCUAAUGCGAUGAGAGUAUAAUCGUUGUACACAUCUUCAUCCCAGGGUAAAUG